This is a messenger RNA of Colletotrichum truncatum, 4593 nucleotides long. Its product is annotated as chromosome segregation protein (Spc7 kinetochore protein). Lineage: Eukaryota; Fungi; Ascomycota; Sordariomycetes; Glomerellales; Glomerellaceae. Gene Ontology annotation, biological process: mitotic sister chromatid biorientation; mitotic spindle assembly checkpoint signaling; protein localization to kinetochore. The record is from RefSeq and is a predicted model, not a curated record. Gene Ontology annotation, cellular component: kinetochore.
AUGGCUUCAUUCGGCGACGCGACCAUGCCCUCGACACGGCGCACGCGGAAGUCCAUCGGAGCGCCCACAUCGUCGAGGAAGGUUUCUGAUAAAGAGAAUGCGACAAUCGACGUGGGCAGUACUCUCGCGGAGAGUCGCAAAAAAUCGCGAAGCAAGAGCAUAGGCCCUGGCGGCUUGGACGCCCUUAAAAAUGCAAAUGGCAACCGUAGAGCAUCACUGGCUGUACCUUCACGACCCCCGCCACGAUCGAUUCUGAAGCCCACGGUGCCGCUUCUGCCCGAAAUUCCACCGCACCGGAAGCGCACUGCAGACCUCAUCGACCUGGGACCGCCCCGGUCUAGUACCCCUACAAACACUUCCAUCGCCAGUGAUGUCGUUGGAUCUGGGUCAAAGAUUGCCCUGCGCACAGAGGAAGAGCAGCAGGCUGCAGCUAGAGAACGCGAAGAACGAGAGCGCAGAGAUGCUAGGCGUAAGUCCCUUGCCAACCGUAGGGUGUCAUUCGCCGCCGAGGCGACACUCCACACCUUUCACGAGAUCGAAUACAUGCAAGACUCAACAUCGUCAACCGACUCGACGCGGCGUGCAUCACGCGCAAAUGAUCAGGGAUCCGAUCGACCAUCGACACCGCAAGAGCAACCGGAGGAAAUCGUUCCCCAGUCGCCAGAGAACCAGCGAGAGCUGCACCAGAAGAAGCGCAGACGUAGCUCUACCGCCAAUUUAAUGGAGUUCACAGACCAUGACGACAAUACGGCCGCAUCUGGCUUCAGUUCGGACUCUGAGCCAGCUGACGCGGUCGAAGAAGUGGAUGAAGACGAGGAGGUUGAGUCUGACUCCAACAGCGAUUCAGACGACGAAGGAACGAUGAUGACGAUCGACGAGCACGAGGUUACUGGUGCUUCCGUCAUGUCUGGUCGUACGGUCGCCUCUGAUGACGAGAACGAUACUCUGGAUGAAGCCCUGCGGAUGGCUGCACGUCAAGCAGGAACACAGCGUCUCGGCUCUGAUGAUGAAGAGGAGGAGGAGGAAGUCAUCCCCUCAUUUGGCUGGAUUAAAAAGAGCAAACCUCAAUACGGGUCAUCUGAAGACCAAGAGAACGAACCCCUACCACCUCCUGUUCGGAAAAGCCCUCUUGAGGACGAAGAUGAUGGCGACAUGGACAUGGAUAUGGAUAUCACCAACGUGGUGGGAGGCAUCCUCAAUGACAAGACGUCUCAAAGUGUUGCCGACCCUAACGAGGACAUGACUAUGGAUGUAACACGCGCUAUCGGCGGCAUCCUUUCUCAAGUCAACAAGCAACAAUUUACCUCAGCAAGCCAGGAUGAUCAAACCAUGGAGUUCACUACGGCCGUUGGUGGUAUUCAACAGCCUAACCCCAACAAUACCUUGUUUGAUGAGAACGACGAUGAAGAUAUGUCAAUGGAGUUCACAACUGCCAUAGGUGGUCUCCUCCCCUCACAAGCCAAAAGGGAUAGGACUCAGAAGCGUCGCAGGACGGUCAAUGCUCGUGAAGACUCUGUAAUGGAAGAAUCAACAAUGGAUAUGGACAUGACCGUCGGCGUUGGCAAAAUUCUCCCCGUAGGAGAUAAGACAAUCCAUGGCGAGGAUGCGACCAUGGGCAUGGACAUGACGGUUGGAAUCGGCAAUAUCCUGUCGUCACCAGACAAGCCGAUGGAAGAGGAUGAUGUCACGGGGGGCAUGGAAAUGACCAUCGGCGUUGGAAAGAUUCUUGGUGCUGGGGCAGAUUCCCCAGAGCGAGACGAAGUAACCAUGGGCAUGGACAUGACUAUGGGUGUAGGCCGCAUCUUGUCUAACACCCAGGCGCCGGAUGCAGAGGAUGCUACCAUGGGCAUGGAUAUGACGAUGGCUGUUGGAGGUAUCCUCAGGGCACCACAAUCUCCAGAGGCUCGCAUGGCGGCGAAGAAGCUCAUGGAAGAGGAGGUGGACAAGCCGGAUACACCCUCCAAGGGAAUGUCCACCAAGCCACAAUCACCUGCAAAGAAGCUGGCUGCGUCAGUGAAGAAACACUCGCCUGCAAAGUCAGACACCGGCGGCAGCCCUGCUUUCAACCCUUUCCAGGGCAGAAGUCUUCGCAACAGCAUGCCUCGUGCAGACAUCUUUAGUGAGUCUCCAGCCAGGAGCACUCGGACACCUAGCCCUCCAAAGUCGACAGCACCGCCUCCAGUUGUCUCUACUCCGUUGGACAGCUCGCCAGUCAAGACUCCUCAAUCGACCAAGAAACGAGGCCGUCCCAAGUCGCCUCCAAAAUCGCCACCCAAGUCUACUCCCAAGUCACCCGUGCGGAAGCUUGCAACGCCCUCUUCUGAAAAGACCGGAAAUCGCUUGAAUGUCUUUCAGCAAGAUCCUACCACUGGUGCAAGGACACCUACAGUCGUUCUCACCCCACAGCCACGCAGACACUCUGGUGUAGGCGCCGACAAGCCUGGCUUGGGGUCGCCCCGCGUCGCCGCCAUUCUGGAUCGUAGAGGAUCACUCGGCGAAGCCGCUCAGGAGUUCGUUCCUGGAAAAGCGCGUGGAAUCACCUUCGCCGAUCCGAAGGUCAUAGAGUAUGAAAUAGAUCAAGACCGUCAGGAGGAGGAAGACAAAGAAAAUGGACGAAGGAUCAUGGAGCGGGAAGCAGAUGGUGAGAAUGAGAAGGACGCUACUCUUAACUUGAGAGAGAUGAUCGACAGUUUGAGUCCGAAAAAGAAGCGCCUGCAAGGCCGCAAGAGUCUCCAUGUCGGAAGUGCUAAAGGCCUACUCGGAAAGCGACCUGCCGAGCUUGAUGAUGAAGUGGAUGGCGAGGAUAACGAUGGCGUGAAGAGGCUCAAAGGACACCAAGGCAGCCCCGUCAAGAACGUCAAGCUGCAGCAGCCGCCCAGUAAGGCAGAGACUACUGGCCGCAGAUUGACACGUUCAUCUCAACGGUUCAUGGAGGAAAGCUCUACGCCUAAGGCAACCCCGACCCAUUCCGAAUCACCAUUGAAGAGUGGAAGCACAGCAAAGUCUCCUCACGGACAAGGCCGAUUCCGAGAUGUUGCGGACGAUACUGUUUCCCACACGAUGAACCUCGAUGGCUCGCCUGCUAGGGACGAUGCUGAGCUUAUGAACGAACAGCCAGAGGAACGAAUUCACCUUCAGGACUUCCUCAACAUGACAUCUAUUCGUUUUAUGGAGUUGACAACUACAAAGAGGCGACACACUCAAGCCCCGGAUAUGUUCAAAGAUAUGGGAGGCAAAGAAGACAUGUCACUUGAGCGCUGCGUUAUCGCUGGAGCUUGCACAGUGCCUAUGCUCGAGUUAUACCAGCACUCCUGUCGGGAGCUGAAGAAGUAUAUUUCUGAAGGUCGCAGAAUUGUUCGCGAAAUCGAAUCUGAGACCUUUGAGGAGAACCCGCCUCUGUUUAGGGAAUACAUGUCGGCAUCGGCCGACUUCAAGAACAUCCUCGAUAACCAGUUCAAGAACGGCAAGACCCAUGCGCGCCUCGAGAGCAAGGCCAUGUGGUAUGAGUGGCGUAUGAAACUUCAGGAAGGCCUAAGAGAGGGUCUCGUCAGGAUUGCCGAGGGCAUGGACUCUGACGAGAAGCUCCUUGCACAGCAACAAAAGCUCCUUUCUUCUGUUCUUCCUGGAAUUGUAUCGCGAUUCGCUGAACUCGAGCAAGAGCAUGGAAAUCUAAAGGCUGCUGCUGAUGAACUUGCUGACUGCGACCCCGAAGAGCUUGAGAUUGCGCGGUCUGAUUUGGCUGAGGUCGAAAGGGAUGUUCAAGAGAAGACUCAACGUAUUGCCGAACUUCGACAAGAGCUCGAAGAUGCGGAGCGUGGCAUCGAGGCACUUACACAAGAGAAGCAGCAGUGCUACGAGGAUAUCAAGGAAGCGGAGAAGAUUCGCGAGGAAUGCCGAGGCUGGUCCACGAGCGAGAUCAGUGCACUCAAAGACCGAGUGGAUGCCUUGGAGAAACAGCACGGUUGGGCUGUCACCGGAGUGUCAGGAAGCCAGAUUUCGAUGACCUACCGCCGUGAGAUUGAGUUGGUGUUUGACAUCACAUCUUUCCAGCCCAGAAAGAAGAAUUCGCGGAUUGACCUGUGGUAUAUUGCCGCCAACCGCGAGAACCAUCCUGUGCCGUCAACACCGGAAAAGGAAUUCUUCUUACAGUGUAUUCGGGACCACGUUCGUGCACUACAGCAGAGCCGCACUAAAAUUGCGGAUCUCCUCCACAUGGUUCGCACUGCGUGGGACAAGGCUAAUUCCACCUCCACCCACGUCCGGCAGCUCAACAUCACAUUCCCCACAACUGUCAACCGGACUUCAGAUUCGUCUGUUGCUGUCAAAUCGUCACUUCUCCUAGCACCCCUGGAGACUAAGGUGGAAAUUGCUCUUGAGAUUCAAGGCGUCAGCAAGCCCGAUGGGGUCGAAUUCUCACUUCAUCCUGAGGCAACGGUUGUGUAUGGAGAACACUUCAACACCGGCAAAAUUGCCGAGUUUUUAUUAACUCACUUGGGUGACAAUGCCUUUUCCCAAGAUGAAGGAACACCGUCUUGGAGCGAUGUCGUGGUAAACCUUCAUGAGAGACUUUUGGCAAGGGGGAGGAAACAGUAG